AUGUCGAAAGAUAUUGCUUCCAUAAGAGAAAUACAACACAACCGACAACUCAUUAUGCAAGCUCUAAAUAAGAACACAACAAACUUUUCAAACUAUUCUAAGAUAUCUGAGUCAUUGAAAGAAGGAAACUUAAAACUGACAUUAAACCCAAUGACAGAUGAGUUUCUGUUUCAAGACAAUAAGAACCAUACUGUCUGUAUAAAUCCAACAAAAGGAACUUUAAACGAGAAACCUAUAAAUGAACUUCUUUUGAAGGCAGAUGUUGACAACAAAGCUGACAAAGAAUAUGUAGACGAUGCAAUAGCAAAAGAAGAAGAAAGAGCUAACAAUGCUUAUGCAACAAAAGAACAUACUCAUCCUGAACUAGCAGACAAAACAUAUGUUGACAAUAAAAUGUCAAGUGAAGUGACAAGAGCUGAAAACGAAUAUUCUAAAAAGACUCAUAUACAUUCUAUAUCUGAAAUAACAGACUUACAAGAAACCUUAAACAGGAAAAGUGCCGUUGGACAUACACAUACCAUUGCAAAUAUUACAAACUUACAAGAAACCUUAAACAGGAAAAGUGCCGUUGGACAUACACAUACCAUUGCAAAUAUUACAAACUUACAAGAAACCUUAAACAGGAAAAGUGCCGUUGGACAUACACAUACAUCUUCUGAAAUAACAGACUUAAACGUUAGCCUUGAAAAGAAAGCAGACAAGAACCAUACACAUAACUCCUUCACAACUGUUGCUAUAGAAAGUAUUGAAGGAACGGUUGAAGAAACUGGUGGGGAUGUAUUAUAUUGGAAACCUCCUAACUUUCCACAAGGUUUAACAUCGGAUGACGACAUAACGACGAUGAGAAACAUUAGAUGUAAAGAUGUUUAUGUCAUGAAGGAUGAACAUAAUAUUAAAUUCACUGCUCAAGAUUUAUAUGACAAGAAAGCAGACAAAACAGAGCUUCAAACAUUAAAGACAGAAAUACUUCAAACAUUAUAUCCUAUAGGCUCUAUUUAUACGUCAAUGAACUCAACAAAUCCAGAAGUAGUACUUGGUUUUGGAACUUGGACUCAAAUAGUCGACAGGUUUUUGUAUUGUGCAAACUCUUCAAAGGAAACAGGUGGAAGUAAAACGAUUUCGGGUGAAAAUUUACCUGCACACAGUCACUACAUAGAUUUAAGUACAUCUCAAGCAGGUUGGCAUAAGCAUAAAUUUUGGGAUUGGCACGGCUUGAAAAAAGGUAAAGGAUAUGAUGUUAAAGACGACGUUCAGUUUGCUAUAAAUUGUUUCUGGGGUAACACUCAGGGAGAUGGAAACCAUACACAUCGCGUUACAGGAUAUACACAAACAACGGGACAAAGUAAAGAAUACAUGCCACCUUACAUGACAGUUUACGCAUGGUAUAGAAAUGCUUAG
Trichomonas vaginalis G3 is the source of this 1398-nucleotide messenger RNA. Its product is annotated as phage tail repeat-like family. The transcript has a single exon. Bases 1 to 1398 code for a protein of 465 amino acids. The record is from RefSeq and is a predicted model, not a curated record. Lineage: Eukaryota; Parabasalia; Trichomonadida; Trichomonadidae.